AGACUGCAUCCAGAGUACAGAUCUUAAUAAACUCAGGACUUCGGGCGUUCUUUUCCGUUACUUGUAGGAUUAUAGGUUUUCUUGAAUGUGAUCUUGCAAAGGGAUCAGCCAUAGAAUCCUCCUCGGAUGUUAACCUCCGAAUCUCGUUCCCUCCAAACGUAUAGGCUACAUCAUUAUAGGAUAUCAAGCAUGCUGUCUGCUGGCACCAUUCCGAAACCUGAAAUCUCUCUAACUAUCUUCAUUUCCUCCCCGCAUCCCGGAGAACCAGGUGAUACUCACGGCAUCCUGGAGCAGCUAGAACCGGAAAAGCCAACUCAAGGAAGGGGGCUCGCACUGGUCCGUGAAUUAGCCUUUCAGGCUCCUGAUGGGUUAAGUAUCUACAUUCAUGGAUUGAAGGAUAAGGGGAUACAAAUAUAUAACGCUGUGUUAUACCGGAAGAUUCUGAGCAGGCGAAGCCCUAGGACGUAUUCCUUGCAUUUCAUGGAACAUGCGGACCACGUUUAUACGGGUCUGCGUGCUGAACUCGUGCGGACUAUUGUGGGUUGGUGGGAUUGUCCUCUGAAGGAUAGACACCUGAUGAGCAUCUGGGUGGGACCAGAAGGAGACGUGAAGGCGAAAUUAUAA
Messenger RNA from Guyanagaster necrorhizus, 624 nucleotides. RefSeq lists its product as uncharacterized. The transcript is spliced from 5 exons. NCBI's taxonomy places the organism in Eukaryota, Fungi, Basidiomycota, Agaricomycetes, Agaricales, Physalacriaceae. The coding region runs from base 127 to 624 and encodes 165 amino acids. The record is from RefSeq and is a predicted model, not a curated record.